AUGUUAAAGGAUAAAGGGCAAGUCACCUUCGAAGAUAAAUGGCCCUCUAUGAGACCUAUAGUUUUGAAGCUUUUGAAACAAGAGCCGGUAACUCAAAUCGAAUGGCAAGAUCUUUUUGGGGCAGUACAUUCUGUAUGCCUAUGGGAUGAAAGAGGUCCUUACAAAUUACGAGAUGCUCUACAACAAGAUAUAAUGAUGUAUAUUAAGCAAGCUCAGGCUCGAGUGCUUGCACAACGUGAAGAUCAAGCUCUUCUUAAAGCAUAUAUAGCGGAAUGGGGAAAAUUCUUCACUCAGUGUAAUUAUCUACCUACACCAUUUCGCCAACUAGAAAAUUCUAUUAAUAAUAUAAGUAAAGUAACAAGUUCAAAUACAUCUAAUGCACAGAAAAAGAACAAUAAUAAUAACAUUGAGGAUAGUUUGGUGCGCAAAUUGAUGUUAGAUUCAUGGAAUCAAAGCAUUUUUGUAGAUAUUAAACAAAGGUUACAAGACUCUGCUAUGAAGCUUGUGCAGGCAGAGCGUAAUGGAGAAUCCUUUGACUCACAACUUGUAAUUGGUGUAAGAGAAUCGUAUGUUAAUUUAUGCUCAAAUUCAAUUGAUAAACUCCAAAUAUAUAGAGAAAACUUUGAAGCAGCUUAUAUGCAAGCUACUGAAGAGUUUUAUAAAUAUAAGGCUAAUGAGCAUUUGUUAGCAAAUGGAGUACAAUCCUACAUGAAGUAUGCUGACCAACGACUAAAAGAGGAGGAGGCUCGUGCUCACAGAUAUCUGGAACCAGGAAGUGGGAGUGUAGCUGCUUUAACUCAGUGUUGUGAAAAAGUUAUUAUUGGUGAACAUCUGCCUACAUUGCUGGCUGAGAGUGCACCUUUAAUUAAAUCCGGGGAGACAGAAAAACUACAGCUUAUGUUCCGUUUGCUGGAUAGAGUGCCAGAAGGAGUAACACCCAUAUUGAGGGAUUUAGAAGCUCAUAUAGUGUCAGCAGGCUUGGCAGACAUGGUUGCCUCUGCAGAUAUUAUCACAACUGAUUCGGAAAAGUAUGUGGAGCGUUUGCUAGAUUUGUUUAAAAGAUUCAGUACCUUGGUGAAAGAUGCAUUUUUGGAUGAUCCUAGAUUUCUUACUGCCAGAGACAAGGCAUAUAAGUGUGUUGUUAAUGAUACUACAGUUUUCAAAUUAGAGUUACCAUCCUCUGCUCUCAUUCGUGGCAGUAAGGGUACUGCACCUGAAAGUAAGUGUCCUGAACUUCUCGCAAAUUACUGUGAUAUGUUGUUACGAAAAACACCCUUAAGUAAACGGUUAACUAGUGAACAAAUAGAGUCACGGCUUAAAGAUGUUCUUUUGGUGUUGAAAUAUAUUGAAAAUAAAGAUGUAUUUAUGAGAUAUCAUAAAGCACAUUUGACAAGAAGGUUAAUAUUGGACUCAAGUGCUGAUUCAGAAAAGGAAGAAGACAUGGUUGAGUGGUUACGUGAAGUGGGUAUGCCAGCUGAUUAUGUAAAUAAACUAGCUCGUAUGUUUCAAGAUAUUAAAGUUAGUGAAGAUCUCAAUAUUCAAUUUAGAGGUGAGACAACACGCCAUGAUGCUAUAAACAUAAAGAUACUCAAUGCUGGGGCAUGGGCUCGUGGCUCGGAAAGAGUAACUGUAAGUCUUCCUUUAGAAUUAGAAGACUAUAUACCAGAGGUUGAAGAAUUUUAUAAAAAAAAGCACUCAGGCCGAAAAUUACAGUGGUACCAUCAUAUGAGCAAUGGUACAAUCACAUUUGCCAAUUCCGUUGGAAGGUUUGAUCUGGAUGUCACAACUUUUCAAAUGGCUGUUUUGUUCGCUUGGAACCAAAGACCGUUAGAAAGAGUAACUUAUGAGAAUUUAAGACUUGCAACUGAACUACCAGACCCUGAAUUGAGAAGGACAUUAUGGUCUCUAGUUGCUUUUCCUAAACUAAAACGGCAACUUUUGUGCUAUGAGCCUGUAGUUCAAAAUCCUAAGGAUUUUGCAGAAAACACAGCUUUCUGGGUUAAUCAAGAAUUUGCACUUAUAAAGAAUGCUAAACCACAAAGAAGAGGAAAAAUAAAUUUGAUUGGCAGGCUUCAACUAAGUACUGAGCGUUCUCAGUUAGAAGACAAUCAUUCAAUUGUUCAGCUUCGUAUUUUAAGAACUCAAGAAGCAAUCAUUAAAAUAUUAAAGAUGAGGAAACGGAUUACCAAUACUGCUUUACAGAGUGAACUCGUUGAAAUUUUAAAGAAUAUGUUCUUGCCUUCUAAAAAGAUGAUCAAAGAGCAGUUAGAAUGGCUCAUUGAACACAAGUACAUGCGGCGGGACGACGAAGAUAUUAACACUUUUAUAUAUAUGGCCUAA
Molecule: messenger RNA, 2340 nt
Organism: Parnassius apollo (apollo)
Lineage: Eukaryota; Metazoa; Arthropoda; Insecta; Lepidoptera; Papilionidae
Source: the annotation of a GenBank genome assembly